CUCAAAUAUCAUCCCAUUUUAAUUUUCAUUAUCAUGGGAGGAUAUUUUGUAUUGAUACUCUGUUUCACUGCUGUCCACUGUUAUAGAACAGUAAGAUUCCAAAGAGGGACAAAUGCUGUAGUAAAAUGGGAACUAUCUCAGUCAGUAUCAACAACGAAUGCUGCCAUAAUGAGAAAUUUGACUUUAAUUAUUUUUAGGAUCGAUUUUGGUUCUGUAUUAUCAAACACAGGCGACACUAGAUACAAAAUAGACAAGUACAUGUCACAAACCAUAACAGCCAUCAAGUUCACUAUCCGGAAUGUAACUAGUGAUGAUGCGGGUGUCUAUACAUUACAGGAUACCAACACAGUCUUUGACGGAGUUAUAUUGGUCAUUACUGACUAUCCAGUUACAGAGAAUGAGUCAGCCAUGUCAGACGAUACUAUGACAGUAGUUAUAUGGAGUGUCAUCGGAGGAGUUCUAGUGGUUAUAGUCUUGAUAUUCAUUGUCGUUUUAGGAAGAAACUAUUUUAAGAAAAGUAUGAGUGGCGACAGUGGUACGGUGUAUGUAAACAUGAAAGACGACUCAGUAGCAGGCAUCACAUCAGCGCGAGAAAAGAGUUACGUUUCUGCAGCACGGAUGGAAAAACCUACAGUUGAUAAUGUUUACAGUGAAGUAAGAAAGAAAACUGAACAAACUAGUGUAACUAAUCCAGGAACGGAACAUCAACUAACUAGAGUAACUGAUCCAGAAACGGAACAUCAACUAACUAGAGUAACUGAUCCAGAAACGGAACAUCAACUAACUAGAGUAACUGAUCCAGAAACGGAACAUCAACUAACUAGAGUAACUGAUCCAGAAACAGAAAAUCAACAAAACAAUGAACAAAUGAACACAGAUCAGUUAGUUUACAUCGAAGUAACUUUUGACGAUGACAAAAAGAUGGAAGAAGAAACAGUUCAGAAGAACAUCACCAGAACAACAUACGAAGAGGUUGACUUUUACGCCACUGCUGUUCUAGCAAACAAUAACGAUUCGUCUUGAAGCUGUUUGUAAUUUGUUGUUGUAUUUAAUAAAUGUAUUCACUAAAAUAAAGUAGACUUAUAUUAUUUUGGA
This is a messenger RNA of Mytilus californianus (California mussel), 1095 nucleotides long. RefSeq lists its product as uncharacterized. Lineage: Eukaryota; Metazoa; Mollusca; Bivalvia; Mytilida; Mytilidae. The record is from RefSeq and is a predicted model, not a curated record. Bases 34 to 1023 code for a protein of 329 amino acids. The transcript is spliced from 6 exons.